Molecule: messenger RNA, 5284 nt
Organism: Misgurnus anguillicaudatus (oriental weatherfish)
Lineage: Eukaryota; Metazoa; Chordata; Actinopteri; Cypriniformes; Cobitidae
Source: RefSeq, a predicted model, not a curated record
GAUCUUGAAGACAAAAUCAUCUCUUUGAUGAAGAAAGAGCUGAGGAUCUUCAAGAGUCUACUGAGCUCAGAUUACCCAUCAUGCUCUGAGAGAGAGGAGGAGGAGGAUGAAGAUCAGAUCAGAGUCAGAGAUGAGCUUCUGAAGAUCACACUGCACGUCCUGAAGAAGAUGAACCAGACAAACCUCGCUGAUAAACUACAGACCAAACUUUUACCUUUGUGUGUGAAAAAACACAAAUCCAGACUAAAGGAGAAAUUCCAGAGAAUAAAUGAAGGAAUAUCAAGUCAAGGAAACUCAAGAUUUGUGAAUGAGAUCUACACAGAGCUGUACAUCACAGAGGGAGGGAGUGAAGAACUCAAUAAUGAACAUGAGGUGAGACAGAUUGAGACAACAUCCAGAAGAUCAGAGACACAAGAAACACCAAUCAAAUGUAAUGACAUCUUUAAAGCUUUACCUGGACAAGACAAACACAUCAGAACUGUGCUGACUAAAGGAGUUGCUGGAAUUGGAAAAACCGUCUCUGUACAGAAGUUCAUUCUGGACUGGAGUAAAGGAAAAGCAAAUCAGGAUCUUCACUUCAUAUUUCCACUUCCAUUCAGAGAACUGAAUCUGAUGAAGAACAGAAAUAUCAGUCUGAUGGAUCUUCUUCAUCAGUUCUUCAUAGAUACAAAAGAACUGAGAUCAAGAGACUUUGAUGUCUAUAAAGUUGUGUUUAUCUUUGAUGGUCUGGAUGAGUGUCGACUUCCUCUAGAUUUCUCAAACAAUCAGAGUUUGCCUAAUUUAAGAGAAAGAGCUUCAGUGGAUGUGCUGUUGACAAAUCUCAUCAAGGGGAAUCUGCUUCCUUCUGCUCUGAUCUGGAUAACAUCACGACCAGCGGCAGCCAAUCAGAUUCCUCCUGACUGUGUCCACCAGAUCACAGAUGUACGAGGAUUCAAUGAUCCUCAGAAGGACGAGUAUUUCAUCAAGAGAAUAAAUUAUGAGAGUUUGUCCAACAGAAUCAUCAGACACAUCAAAUCAUCCAGGAGUUUGUACAUCAUGUGUCACAUCCCAGUCUUCUGUUGGAUUACAGCCACUGUUCUAGAGAGAAUGUUGAGUGAAUCAGAGAGUCAAGCAGAGAUCCCCAAGACUCUCACUCAAAUGUUCACACACUUCCUGAUCUUUCAGACCAAACUGAAGAGUCAGAAGUAUGAUGGGAAAUGUGAGGUAGAUCUUCAACAGGUUAGCAAGAGUCUUCUGUCACUGGGAAAACUGGCUUUUCAACAGCUAGAGAAAGGGAAUCUGAUCUUCUAUGAGGAGGAUCUGAGAGAGUGUGACAUUGAUGUCAGAGAAGCUUCAGUGUACUCAGGAGUUUGUACUCAGAUCUUCAGAGAGGAGUUUGGACUGAACCUGGGGAAGGUCUACAGCUUUGUGCAUCUGAGCAUUCAGGAGUUCCUCGCUGCUUUAUUUCAGUUUCUUUCAUUUUCUCUAGAAACAUCAGGAUCAACUAUGAGUGAUUUACUGAAGAGUGAAGUGGACAAAGCCUUACAGAGUGAGAACGGACACCUGGACCUUUACCUCCGAUUCCUUCUGGGUCUCUCACUGGAGUCCAAUCAGAUGAUCUUACGAGAUCUACUGACACAGACAGGAAGAAGAUCUGACAGCAGACAGGAAAUAGUUGAGUACAUUAAGAUGAAGAUCAGAGAGAAUCAAUCUCCAGAGAAAUCCAUCAAUCUGUUUCACUGUCUGAAUGAACUGAAUGAUCAAUCUCUAGUGAAUGAGGUACAAACAUAUCUGAGCAGAAAAGAUUACUGGUGUCUCUCUGGAGUCAAACUCUCUCCCUCUCAGUGGUCGGCUGUUGUGUUUGUGUUACUGAACUCAGAUCAGAAGCUGGAUGAGUUUAUACUGAAUAAAUAUGAUCGAUCAGAUGAAUGUCUUCAGAGGCUGCUGCCAGUGAUCAAAGCAUCCAGAAAAGCUGAUCUGAAGAGAUGUAAUCUGACAGAGAAAAGUUGUUCAUCAUUGAGUUCAGUUUUCAUCUCAAACUCCUCAAGUCUGACAGAACUGAACCUGAGUCGCAAUAAACUGCAGGAUUCAGGAGUGAAGCUUCUCUCUGAUGGACUAAAGAAUACAAACUGUAAACUGAAGAUAUUACAUCUGAGUUGGUGUAAUCUGACAGAGAAAAGUUGUUCAUCAUUGAGUUCAGUUCUCAUCUCAAACUCCUCAAGUCUGACAGAACUGAACCUGAGUGACAAUGAACUGCAGGAUUCAGGAGUGAAGCUUCUCUCUGAUGGACUGAAGAAUACAAACUGUAAACUCAAGAUAUUACAUCUGAGUUGCUGUAAUCUGACAGAGAAAAGUUGUUCAUCAUUGAGUUCAGUUCUCAUCUCAAACUCCUCAAGUCUGACAGAACUGAACCUGAGUGGAAAUAAACUGCAGGAUUCAGGAGUGAAGCUUCUCUCUGAUGGACUGAAGAAUACAAACUGUAAACUCAAGAUAUUAAAUCUGAGUUGCUGUAAUCUGACAGAGAAAAGUUGUUCAUCAUUGAGUUCAGUUCUCAUCUCAAACUCCUCAAGUCUGACAGAACUGAACCUGAGUGGAAAUAAACUGCAUGAUUCAGGAGUGAAGCUUCUCUCUGAUGGACUGAAGAAUACAAACUGUAAACUGAAGAUAUUAAAUCUGAGUCGCUGUAAUCUGACAGAGAAAAGUUGUUCAUCAUUGAGUUCAGUUCUCAUCUCAAACUCCUCAAGUCUGACAGAACUGAACCUGAGUUACAAUGAACUGCAGGAUUCAGGAGUGAAGCUUCUCUCUGAUGGACUGAAGAAUACAAACUGUAAACUGAAGAUAUUACAUCUGGAGUCCUGCAGUAUUGGAGAUGAAGGUUUUGUUGCUUUGGCUUCAGCUCUGAGAUCGAACCCACCACACCUGACUGAACUCAAUCUGAGCUUUAAUAAUCCAGGAGAUUCAGGAGUGAAGCUGAUCUCUGAUCUACUGAAGGAUCCACACUGUAAACUACACAAACUACUUAUUGAGCCUCGACUGUAUCAAUCACCUACAUUAAUCACCUACAAGAGCUACGAAUGACAAAUCAAACACCUGUCUUCAGUUAUAAAGUAGAAGAUCUGCUUAUUGCCUCCUACUGGACAAACAUCAGCAGUGAGACAUCAGAGCUCAACAUGAGAGACGUCUGUUAGAGUUAAACACACAAACAUGUGGAUGAAGAUCUGCAUUCAUAAUCCAGCAGAAGAGUUUAAUGAAGUUCAAUGAUGUUUGUGUUGUGGAUGUUAUUCUUACACAGCUGAUAUAUGACACUCAGUGUAUCUCUUUCUGUCUCAUCUGAUGCUGUUUAAAGUCUUCUGAGCUCUGCUGAUGCUUCAUUACCUGUAGAUCUUCAUCAUCAUCAUCAAAACAGUUCAUUCCUAUGGAUAUAUUCUCAACGAUGAUGACAGACUGACCAAUGAGAUACAGGCUUUAGGUCAUGUGACUAAAUAUUCCUUAUAGAUUAAGGUGACCAGAUUUUUUAAAUGAAAACUGGGGACAUUUCCUAGUUAAAUGGUGAAAAUAUAAUUAAAAUCUCAUUUAUUGUUAUCUAUGAAUUAAAAAAUGGGGACAAAAUAUUUUUUUUAAGUUUUCUUUUUUUUAUUGUUGUGGGUUCACUGCAAAAAAUGACUUUCUUCUUACUUAAUAGAAUUUUUGUCUUAUUUUCAAUACAAAUAUCUAAAAAAUCUUAAAACAAGAUGCAUUUUCUUGAUAAGCAAAAUCCCCUAAGAAAAAUCUAGCUUUAAGACAAAAAAAUAAAUAAAUUUAAGUGAAUUUGUGCUUAAAACAUGCAAAAAAUAUUACUCUUGAAUUAAGUAGUGGUAGAUUUUUUUUGCUUGUUUUAAGCACAAAUUUGAUAUUUUUGUCUAAAAAUUAUAUUCUUAAGUCGUUUUGCCCAUCAAAAAAUGCAUUUUGACUUAAAGGAUUAGUCCAUUUUCUUAAAAGAAAAAUUCAGAUAAUUUACUCACCACCAUGUCAUCCAAAAUGUUGAUGUCUUUUUUUGUUCAGUCGAGAAGAAAUUAUGUUUUUUGAGGAAAACAUUGCAGGAUUUUUCUAAUUUUAAUGGACUUUAAUAGAGCCCAACAUUUAAUACUUAACUCAACACUUAACAGUUUUUUCCAUCGGAGUUUCAAAGGACUAUUAACAAUCCCAAACGAGGGCAUAAUUUUUUAUGUGAAAUAACAAUCAAAUGUACUUAUUACUUUGGUGUUUUAUUCUUUCUUUCCUUGGCAUUAUUUAAAUAAUGUUGUAACAAAUGAAUAACACAUCAAACUUAACUAGAGAAGUUAGGAAAAUAUUAUUUACUUUCGCUAACAAAACAGCGAGAAUCAAGUUUUUUUCAUUUUCAUGUUGUAAACUUUAUAUGUGUAUAUGUAUAAAAGUGUUAGCAAUCAUUAAAUCGGCAAGUUAACCGAUCUAUCACAGUGUUUUAAUUGCUUAUUUCUUUGAUUAAAUGUCUCACUUACAAAAAAAGAAACAAUAAGCUUAACCAUUUGAAAUGAUUCCUAAAACCUAUUUUUCAUAGCUAAAACACACCGCUUUGUUAGUUUAGCACACCAUCAAAACACGACAAAUAGUGGGAUUAAUAUUUUUGCUCCAAACUAACUUUAUAGCAGAUCAAGUGUUUUGAGCUGACGUGGCUUCAGAUCGCAAAAUGAAACAGAUAAUACACUCUUUCUUUUUGGUAUUCUGCACAGUGCUAAAGUUGCAUUAUAAUAAAUAAAUAUAACGUUACUGUAUUAUGAAAAUACCCAACAUGACCGGAACAACACAGAUAUACCAUAUAUAAUCCCAAUUAAGUUUAUUGUCUUCUUGUUUUAUCCAUCAGAACAUCUUUAUUUGCAUGUUAUUAGCAGCAGGGUAGAUAAAUGCCCUUAAAAGUGUAAAUUCUGAAUCGGACCCAAGCGUUCUUCGUGUGUCAAUUCUAAAGUGUCUCUGCGCGAUCGUGCACGAGGGCGCCCUCAGGCUUCACGUAUGAAUGAACAGACUCGUGUAAAGGUCAGUUUAGGAACCAGUGGCAUAUCACCGCGAUUGGAAUGAAAAUGGAAUAAAUAUUACUCUUUUCUUUAGAAAUUAUAAGUAAACAUAUAAAAUCAAUCAAUAUGUUUCCAAACAUGCAUGCCUUUGAACCAGAAGCCCCAAGGAAUGUUGUUUUGUGAAGUGCUUUCAUGACGACUGCGGGUCAUAUUUCAUUUUACAGGUAUGGAGUCUGAUUUUCAUUUUCAUAACUUGUGACACAAAUUAAGACAUUACUGUCUCUAAAUUUUUUAAA